Messenger RNA from Aaosphaeria arxii CBS 175.79, 1428 nucleotides. RefSeq lists its product as uncharacterized. The record is from RefSeq and is a predicted model, not a curated record. NCBI's taxonomy places the organism in Eukaryota, Fungi, Ascomycota, Dothideomycetes, Pleosporales. Bases 207 to 1181 code for a protein of 324 amino acids. The transcript has a single exon.
CUGGAACGUGGGAGUUGUGGUCCUCCCCAGAUAAGGGGCCGCCCCACUUGCUCUACCCGGAUACAUCCUAAAGAGAGUAGACCCACGAGUAUCGUCUACAUACAUACGUACUCUACGUAUCUUGUGUGUGCAUACGGAGUACAAUACGCGUAUACAGCAUAGAAGAAGAUUCAUCAUCAUCCCUAUCAUCAUAACCAACCAACAUAAUGGCGCAAUUCUGGGAUUUACCAAGAGAACUCCGCGAUCUCAUUUACAUGGCCAUAUUGACGGCCGAAAGACCGCGACCCACCCUCGGGGAAGCACAAUGGCUAUUCAAGUUCCGCAGGAUCUUCGAGCCGUCCAGCCAUAUCAACGGCGAGUACGGAUGUGCCUACGCGCUGGAAGACGUACCACCGACCUGUGCCAGCUUCCUCUGCUGCAACCGACAGGUCCAAGCAGAAAUGAACGAGGCAAUCGAGAUGGCACGCAGGAAACAGCAAUUAGCCGCGCGAUUGGACUGCAUAGCAGAGGACGAGAGCUCGCACUACUUCACGUGGCUCAAGGUCCCGCUGGUGCAAACGACGGUCGGGGAGCCAGAAGGCAAGACGAGCAUCGGCCUGGAGUGGGCGGAUAGGAUCAUGGAGCGAUAUCUACAUUGUCCUCACCGCGUGCUGAGCAACCUAUGCCACAGCUGUCGAGCAUCAUCGACCACGAUCCCGCAGCUGCACAUCGACAUCCGCAUCUACGGAGACAGGUCCGGGAAGUGGUUCAGGAACACGACGCCCGCGGACCGCACGUCGUGGGCCAUCUGUGCGGCGCUCAAACGCAUCUUCGAGAAGGGGCCGGACUUUUCCAAUGUGAGGGAGCGUGGCUGCACAAUCGCCUUGGGGGAGUUGGUGCUGAACGUGGUGACGCCGCCGAAUGUGCCCAAGGAGAAAUACCUAGAUGAGGAUUUCCCACUCGACGGCGUCAAGGACGGGUUGGUGCAUCCAAAGACGGUGGCCAAGGAGCUGGUGGACGUGUGGAAUAAGAUUUGGUCCGGGGAUGAGUACAAGGGGAGCUUCUACCAGAUGCUGUUGCAAAGGAUCACUACUGUGAGAGUGUGUGUUGACGGGGAGACGUAUCGGGUACGGGAGCUGAGGCUGGAGUUGGAGAGAGGGCAAGCCGAGAGACGCAGGAUAGCCGCAAGAGUGGGAUGGUAAAUGCCAAUGGCAUGGAAGUAUCCAGGGCUAUUCACAGUGAGCAUGAGCCAUGAGUUUGACUCCAAUUGAGUAUGUGUACACCGAUCGUUGAAUGAUUAUUGAGUGUUUGCUGGUGUAAGUAAGAUGAUGAGGAAACGUGCAUAUUGUGUGAACGCAUGUGUUCGUGGGAGUCAUCUGCGGCGCCAGAGAUGCAUGCUAAUACUCGAGGGUUGUAUGGUUGUUUGUAAUGAUGUGAAUGUCAUCAUGC